Messenger RNA from Chelmon rostratus (copperband butterflyfish), 2391 nucleotides. It is a transcript of the gene sars1, whose product is annotated as seryl-tRNA synthetase 1. The coding region runs from base 32 to 1576 and encodes 514 amino acids. Gene Ontology annotation, molecular function: serine-tRNA ligase activity; ATP binding; tRNA binding. Gene Ontology annotation, cellular component: cytosol. NCBI's taxonomy places the organism in Eukaryota, Metazoa, Chordata, Actinopteri, Chaetodontiformes, Chaetodontidae. Gene Ontology annotation, biological process: seryl-tRNA aminoacylation. The transcript has 11 exons. The record is from RefSeq and is a predicted model, not a curated record.
UCAAGCUCUCUCUGACAGCCAGCGUGGAAAGAUGGUGCUCGACCUGGACCUGUUUCGGACCGACAAAGGCGGCGAUCCAGAACUCAUCCGCGAGUGUCAAAGGAAGAGGUUUAAAGAUGUAACACUCGUUGAUAAACUGGUCGCCGCAGACACAGAGUGGAGGAAAUGCCGCUUCACUGCAGACAACCUCAACAAAGCUAAGAACCUGUGCAGCAAGAGCAUCGGGGAGAAAAUGAAGAGGAAGGAACCAGUUGGGGAGGAUGAGUCUGUACCCGAGGAAGCUCAGAACCUGGAGUCCCUAACAGCUGAAACCCUGUCGGCCCUGACAGUCACCCAGAUCAAGAAGGUGCGGCUGUUGGUGGACGAGGCAGUGGAGAAAACUGACAGUGAGAGGAUGAAGCUGGAGGCGGAGCGCUUCGAGUACCUGAGAGAGAUCGGCAACCUUCUGCACCCAUCUGUACCCAUCAGCAACGACGAGGAUGCAGACAACAAGGUGGAGCGCACCUGGGGCGACUGCACCGCCCAGAAGAAGUAUUCCCAUGUUGACCUGGUGGUCAUGAUUGAUGGCUUUGAUGGAGAGAGGGGAGCUGUUGUGGCUGGGAGCAGAGGUUACUUUCUGAAGGGGCCGCUGGUGUUCCUGGAGCAGGCUCUGAUCAAUUACGCCUUAAGGAUCCUCCACAGCAAGAAGUACACCAUGCUGUACACACCCUUCUUCAUGAGGAAAGAGGUCAUGCAGGAAGUCGCCCAGCUCAGCCAGUUUGACGAAGAGCUUUACAAGGUCAUCGGUAAGAGCAGCGAGAAGUCAGACGACAACGCCAUCGAUGAGAAGUACCUCAUCGCCACCUCCGAGCAGCCCAUCGCAGCCUUCCUGAGGGAGGAGUGGCUCAAGCCCGAGGACCUGCCCAUACGCUACGCCGGCUUCUCCACCUGCUUCAGGCAGGAAGUGGGCUCCCAUGGCCGAGACACCCGCGGCAUCUUCAGGGUGCACCAGUUUGAGAAGAUUGAGCAGUUUGUCUAUUCCUCCCCACAUGACGGCAAAUCGUGGGAGAUGUUUGACGAGAUGAUCGGAACGGCAGAAGAGUUCUACAUGUCGCUAGGAAUUCCUUACCGCAUCGUCAACAUCGUCUCUGGUGCCCUUAAUCACGCAGCCAGUAAGAAGCUGGAUCUGGAGGCCUGGUUCCCUGGCUCUGGUGCUUUCAGAGAGCUGGUCUCCUGCUCAAACUGCACUGACUACCAGGCCAGACGCCUCCGCAUCCGCUACGGACAGACCAAAAAGAUGAUGGACAAGGCAGAGUUCGUGCACAUGUUGAACGCGACCAUGUGCGCCACCACGCGCGUGAUGUGUGCCAUCCUGGAGAACUAUCAGACCGAAGAAGGCAUCGUUGUUCCAGAGAAGCUCAGGGAGUUCAUGCCUCCUGGUCUGACAGAGAUCAUUAAGUUCGUCAAGCCCGCUCCCAUUGAUCAGGAGAUGUCUAAGAAAGCAAAGAAACAGCAGGACGGAGGGAAGAAGAAGAAGGAAGGAGGAGACCAGAACCUGCCCAACGUCAUGGAGAACAUGUCCGUGAACGACUCGUAGACUCGAGAACAAGACGACAGUGUUGCUUCACCAGCCGCGCAGAUAGAAGCUGAUGGAAUAGAGCCCCGUGUUUAAUGAUCUGUGCUCAGGUUUGCUGUUUCUCCCAAAUGAAGAUUCUCAGAAAAUGGGGGAACAAAUCUCUCAAUAGGCACUUAAUGCGGCUCUAUCCCAUCUGCGUCUGUCUGGAUGGAUGGUGUCAUUCAUCUCGGCUGUUCCUCCCCUCGUUCACCUAAAGCACACUGAAAAAGGGAUCUGUCUCUGUGCUCUCACUCGUCUACAGUCCACUUCAGAGUCCACACACCACCUGUCUGUCUGUCUGUCUGUCCAUCUCUCACAUCUGCAGCGACACUGAGCCUAAAACAAACACAUAAGCCUCACAUGCGACUGGUUAUAAACAGGUACAUGUUUGUUUUCAGCUGUUUGGGACCUGUAGUUAUCAUUGAAAAGUGUUGCUUUUUGUAUAACUGAUCAAUAACUGUCUGAAAUCUUCAUUCAAGCUGCAUUUCUCCUGUAAAAGGUGGUUGAUUACUUCAUGUCUAAAAUGGUUUUAAAGUUGAUCCAACGACUGUCAUUCAGGAUCUUGUGAAUGUGAUCAGGCGUCUGUCUGUUUUAGGCUUCCCUUCAUGCUGUCAUCAUCUUCGAGCAUUGUCACAUGACGUCAUUUUGGCCAUAAUGCUGUUCACUAGCUUAUGACUGAGACACUGACAUUGUCCGUAUGCGCUUGCUAAUAGAAAGAUAUAUAUAUGAUCGAGCAUCGAUGAAGUGGCACUCACUGCAAACAAAUAUUAAAUAUGGUUGAUAUGGAAGUUCUUUCU